AUGGAUGGCGCGCUUCACAGAGAUGCUGCCGGCCACUUUACUGCCGCGGUCAACGCUGGCGCUUUCUUUUCAAAAUUGGACAUCCAUUCUAUGUACGAGGACUUUGUUGUGCUUUUCGGCUGGGACCUCAAGUCCUUGUGGCAAACCGCAAACCAACAACGCUGUCACGCACUUGUUCGGGCAGGUAAAGUUGGGGCUACCCUCGAAGCGUAUCGAUAUAUGAUGGACAUGAGUGACGAACCCACGAAGGCCAUCUUCCGUGCUUGGGUUCCUGGCAAGUCUUCUGCGUGCCAUUCAUACUACAAUUCUCACUUAUGUGUCCCUCAGCUCUCGAUGAAGAAUAGCUAA
Molecule: messenger RNA, 348 nt
Organism: Suillus discolor
Lineage: Eukaryota; Fungi; Basidiomycota; Agaricomycetes; Boletales; Suillaceae
Exons: 2
Coding region: 1-348 (115 amino acids)
Source: RefSeq, a predicted model, not a curated record